CAAGAACAAGCUGGAUACGUUUUAAUUACUCUGAUCCGUGGGGCCAGCUACUUGUUUUGGAAUUAAAUCGUCCAUUGUAAUCGGUACAUUAUACACCUGAGUUAAGUUAUUUACAGAUAUUCACAACUCGAUACAUUGGAGGACUGGAGUUCAAGCGCCUAUUUAGAUGUAUAAGAUUGAUACAUUAACAGUAUUUAAAGAUCUAAACCAAUCACAGAAGAUACUGGCUUUGUUGUAAUGGUUUAUCGUGACAAUUAUUUGUUUUGUGUUUAUAUGUGACCUGGAAGACCAACCUUUUACAGACUAUUACAGAACGGGGUCCCCGAGGCUGUUACGAUGGAUUAGGACGUAACACUGACAGAUUUCUCUAGGUAUCAAGGAGUCACAAAACCGACAGAUUUUUUUAAAGGAGAACUGUGGAACCAAAUAUAAUGGCCGCUGGAAAAAUAAAUGGUGGAAGUAAUGACUCAAAGACCAAGAUGUGUUCUCAACACUCAGAUCGGAAAUUCGACAUGGUGUGCAUUACGUGCAAAGAUGAGCCUAUCUGCCGGAAGUGUGUUAGCACUACGCACAUCAAACACACAUGCGCAGAAAUGGAAGGAUACUAUGACACAAAGAAGGACUCGUUCCUUCGACUUGUACAAAAAGCGGACGCUAAAGUCAAAGGAAUGGACGGGAAGUUGAAACGAUUGAAAAAACUCCAGGACCAAAAUAAAAAAUCCAUUGAUGAAACGGUCAACGAAGUGAGAGUGCGAGGAAGGGAGUUGAAAAAUAAAAUAGACAAAAUCACAGAGACCCUAAUAGAAGAAUGUAAAUCUAUAGGUACAAAAAAUGAUGACGUCAUGGGAAAGUUAGAGGAAACGUUAGAAAAAUCAAUGAACGACUUGAAACAGGCGAUACAAAAAUGUAAGAUAGUGAUAGGAUGCGAGAAAUUUGAGGAAUAUGCCUUGAUGGAACGAAAUCUGAGGUCACAUGUCAUCCGGAAACCAGACCAACUUCCGGUUCUCAGCACUCCAAGUCUGUCUUCGAAUACAGAGAAUUCAAGUUAUGAACAACUCCAGAACGCAUACGGCUCCGUGUGCAAAAAAGAAUGGCGGCUUGAUAAAAUGGGUUUAGCGGAGGAGGAUUAUACACCAGCUAUCAACCAGCCACUUCAAAAACCAGCUAAACUCUUCACAGUGUCCGUCCUAGCGUCCUUUGAGCUCUCCGCCCAGAAGUACAUCCGGUCGGUCUGGCCAGUAGACGAGCACAGGUCGUGGGUGAUAUGUGGCGGAAGUAACGAGGCCCACUUAGUUUCCGCUAAAGGUGACAUGGUACAAACAUCGAAGGUAGAUGAUGGUGUAUGGAUUACGGACGUUACAUGUACAUCAGAUGGGGGCAAGACGAUGGUCUGUUGUGGGGACGGAAGCAUUAGAGAGAUUCUACCCAGUGGGGAUUGCAAAACUAUGUUCCACACAGAGUGCUACGCCAACAGUCUGAGCGAGUCAGAACAGGAGGGAUGCGUCACUGUUUGUCGCCACCGAGAACAAAAUCUCGUCAGGGCAACCUACAAGGGCAAGAUUAUGCAGACAAUAAAUUUCGGCGCAGACGGAAAACCACUGUUUUGCAAACCAGUUUGCAUACGCGUCAACAGAAGCAAUGGUGACAUGGCAGUUUUGGAAGCCAAUUCCCCGCGUCAUGUCGUACUGUUUGACAAAGAUUUGAAUCUUCUCGCACGUUACCAAGGAAACAGGGAGAACCUUGGAGGACUUGCCGACAAUGAGUCGGAGCAGGACGAGUUUCAACCAUGGGACGUUUGCUUCGACCGUCAAGGCAACGUCAUGAUUGCAGACGGACGGACCAAAUCGUUGAUUUUGAUUGACCGACACGGACAGACAAUAAGAACCCUGUUUGAUGAUGAUAUCGGACCGACUUGUAUGGGCAUGUGCAAAAAUGGCGACAUGUGGAUAGGCUUCGAUUACGGCAAUGUCAAGGUUAUACGAUUUUCAAACUCUACAUAGAAGAAUCGUUCGUAUCACAAGGGCAAAGAACGUCUCUAACAUCAUUUUGAAGUACGAACCUUAAGUGAGCAUACGUGAAGUUAACAAAUUACUUUCCUUGCAAGAGAAACGAAGUUAAAGUAAUACAUGCGGAGGUCUCUUUAGAGGGCGAAAAUGCAAUAUUUACUUUUCAUAUUCGGACUGUUGCCCAUUCUACAGGCCAUAGUCGCAUCUAGAUCAUUACCUAUUAACGCAUCUGUUGUGUACAGCGGUUGUCAUACUAAUCUUAUUCCCGGAUCUGUAGCUCGCAAUUAAAUGACCAGAGUCCUUUGCUACUGACGAUUGAGGUGUUACUAUUCGAGAUAUGGUAUACGGUCUGUAAAAUGCUGAAAUGUUUUUACUUUUUCACUGUGAUUUAUACUUGAAUUUUCAUUAAAAACGAAUCUUAAAUU
Messenger RNA from Pecten maximus, 2431 nucleotides. RefSeq lists its product as uncharacterized. The coding region runs from base 432 to 2000 and encodes 522 amino acids. NCBI's taxonomy places the organism in Eukaryota, Metazoa, Mollusca, Bivalvia, Pectinida, Pectinidae. The record is from RefSeq and is a predicted model, not a curated record. The transcript has 2 exons.